ACUAAAAGAAACGUGUGAAAAUUCACUUCGUGUGACGCGUCCCGUUGGUCCUAUCCAAAAUCGUCGAGGUCUGCUUCCGGCCGCCACCCCCCUCCCCCCCUUCUGCUCUCUACUCCCCACUUCACUUCGCUCCGAGCUCACUCCCAUUCACCAAUGGCGCAUACCGAUCAACAAAACGCUAAUUCCCUCAACUCUGAACCGACCCACAUCGACGGCAGCUAUCUCGUGUCCUUGUCCUUCGCACGCGCUGGCGUCGACCGCAUGUUCGGCGUCGUUGGUAUCCCCGUUACCUCCGUCGCCAACCAUGCCUUGGCCCUUGGCAUCCGAUUCAUCGGUUUCCACAACGAGCAGUCUGCCGGCUAUGCCGCCUCCGCCUAUGGGUACCUUACCGGCCGUCCGGGCGUUCUCCUCACCGUCUCCGGCCCCGGCUGCGUCCACGGCCUCGCCGGUCUCUCUAACGCCGGUGUGAACGCCUGGCCGAUGGUCAUGAUCUCCGGGGCUUCCGAUCAGAGGGACUUCGGCAGGGGCGAUUUUCAGGAGCUCGAUCAGAUUGGUGCUGUUAAACCCUUUUCCAAAUUCUCUGCAAAAGCCUCUGAUAUAUCCCAAAUCCCUAAUUGCGUCUUCCAGGUUCUCAAUCAAGCCGUUUCAGGUCGGCCCGGAGGGUGCUAUUUGGAUGUUCCGACUGAUGUAUUGCACCAGAGUAUCUCUAAAUCUGAAGCCGAAAAACUCUUGGCUGAAGCCGAGGUUUCCAGCAAACAGGAAGCGAAUGAAACUGUUGAUUAUGCUAAGAUUGAGAAGGCCGUUUCGCUGCUGAGGCAUGCCGAGCGGCCAUUGAUUGUGUUCGGCAAAGGUGCGGCAUUUGCGCGAGCCGAAGAUCCAUUGAAGAGGUUGGUGGAGACUACUGGUAUACCCUUUUUGCCGACUCCAAUGGGGAAGGGUUUGUUGCCCGAUACCCACGAGCAGGCGGCGACGGCGGCACGAUCGCUCGCAAUUGGUCGAUGCGAUGUUGCGCUUGUUGUGGGUGCUAGGCUCAACUGGUUGUUGCACUUCGGUGAGCCGCCCAGAUGGUCCAAGGACGUUAAGUUCAUAUUGGUUGACAUUUCUGAAGAUGAAAUUGAGCUAAGGAAACCGGAAGUUGGCUUGGUUGGUGAUGCAAAGCGGGUUUUGGAGAUGAUAAAUAAGGAGAUAAAGGACGAUCCUUUUUGCUUGGGGAAGUCCCAUUCCUGGGUUGAGGCAAUUUCGAAGAAGACCAAGGAGAAUGUGUCGAGGAUGGAGGCUCAGUUGGCUAAGGAUGUUGUGCCGUUUAAUUUUCAAACACCAUUGAGAAUUAUUAGAGAUGCAAUUCUUGCAUUAGGCAGCCCGGCUCCAAUUUUGGUAUCUGAAGGGGCGAACACAAUGGAUGUUGGUCGGUCAGUGUUGAUUCAGACAGAACCAAGGACAAGGUUGGAUGCAGGGACUUGGGGAACAAUGGGAGUUGGUCUGGGUUAUUGUAUUGCCGCCGCCGUGGCUUCACCCGAUCGGCUUGUGGUUGCUGUGGAAGGGGAUUCUGGGUUUGGGUUCAGCGCCAUGGAAGUUGAGACAUUGGUUCGAUAUCAGUUGCCUGUAGUUGUGAUAGUUUUUAACAAUGGUGGGGUAUAUGGUGGCGACCGGAGAAGAGCUCAAGAAAUUGUAGGGCCUUACAAAGAUGAUCCUGCACCCACUUCUUUUGUCCCUGGUGCAGCUUAUCAUACCCUAAUUGAAGCUUUUGGGGGCAAAGGCUAUCUUGUAGGGACGCCUGACGAACUCAAGUCUGCCCUUGGCGAAUCCUUUUCUGCACGGAAGCCAGCUGUGAUAAAUGUUACAAUUGACCCUUACGCUGGUGUAGAAAGUGGAGGAAUGCAACAUAAAAACUGAAUGGGUCUUAAUUGCUUCCUAUUAAAUUGCUUCACUGCUGCUGAUCAAGUUGACUGCAGUGGUGCUUAAUAAUGUAAAAUUUGUAAGCCUAGCCUUACUGUUCUCAUUUCAAAAUGCACACAAACCACCUGUUUAUUUGUUUCUGGUUUCCUUAUAUUGUUGAAUAAUGAGUGGGUAAUUGAUUGUAUUGGGUGGAGUAA
Messenger RNA from Malania oleifera, 2093 nucleotides. RefSeq names its product 2-hydroxyacyl-CoA lyase. NCBI's taxonomy places the organism in Eukaryota, Viridiplantae, Streptophyta, Magnoliopsida, Santalales, Ximeniaceae. Gene Ontology annotation, biological process: fatty acid alpha-oxidation. Gene Ontology annotation, molecular function: magnesium ion binding; catalytic activity; thiamine pyrophosphate binding. The record is from RefSeq and is a predicted model, not a curated record. The coding region runs from base 154 to 1893 and encodes 579 amino acids. The transcript is spliced from 2 exons. Gene Ontology annotation, cellular component: peroxisome.